Funneliformis mosseae is the source of this 606-nucleotide messenger RNA. Lineage: Eukaryota; Fungi; Glomeromycota; Glomeromycetes; Glomerales; Glomeraceae. The record is from the annotation of a GenBank genome assembly.
AUGUUAGAUAGCGAAUAUUCUGAAAGUGCCGCGUUGGAAUCUCUUGGAAUAACCAGAUAUUGUUGUCGUCGAAUGCUUAUAUCUCAUGUUGAUUUUAUUCAUAAAAUUUUAACAUUUACUCCACCAGAAUCCUCAAUGAUAGGAAUCGGAACAGAUCACUAUAAUUCCACUUUUAGAAUUGAUUCUGAAAUGGAAGAACCACCUAUCACACCUUUCAACAACGAUGAAUUAGAUUUUACAAAUGGAAAUUCUCCGAGAUAUGACGUUGAAAGAUCUCCAACGUAUGUUUCUAGUAAGGAUCAAUUUGUUCUUAGAACUCCUAUAGACGCAUCUAUUAUCUCAAUGGAUCAAUCUUUUCUUCUUGAUGACAAAUCUCCGAGAUACGUUCCAAGCGAAGAUUCUUCAAGGUAUUCUCAAAAUGAAGAAUAUUUUUCUGAAUCAACGGGACAAAUAUAUCAAAGUUGUCCUACCUAUGAACUUGCAUCUUAUACGGAUGAUGGUUCCCCUACAUAUCAACCUGAACAAAUAGGAGACAAUUGUUCUUCACAAUAUUUACCUGAACAUGAACAAACAAAUGAUGAUAAUUCUCCUUAUUAUGAUUUUUAA